Brassica oleracea var. oleracea is the source of this 431-nucleotide messenger RNA. Its product is annotated as putative non-specific lipid-transfer protein 14. The coding region runs from base 2 to 364 and encodes 120 amino acids. The transcript has 2 exons. Gene Ontology annotation, cellular component: membrane. The record is from RefSeq and is a predicted model, not a curated record. Gene Ontology annotation, biological process: lipid transport. Gene Ontology annotation, molecular function: lipid binding. Lineage: Eukaryota; Viridiplantae; Streptophyta; Magnoliopsida; Brassicales; Brassicaceae.
CAUGACGAGAUUAUUCUCUUCUGUGUUGGUGUCUCUAUUCUUAUCAAUUUUAGCUCUAUGUUCAGCCACCGUGGAAAACGCGGCGGACUGUGUAGCCGUUGGAACGCUGAUAUCGUCAUGCACUGAGUUUGUGAAUUACGGCUACCCGGAUCCCAUACCCGGUUCAAGCUGCUGCGACGCCAUGACAGUUCUAGGAACUUACUCUGAUUCUUCUGACAAGAGAAUGUGGCUCUGUAACUGCUUCAUUGAUCUCAUCAAUGUCUAUUACUCAAACGCUACAGCUAUUUCUACCUUGUCUGGCUUCUGCGGCAUCGUUUUGGGCUUCACCAUUGAUCCAAACACCGAUUGCAACUUCAUUCAGUGAAGGCAAGGGACAAGACUUUUGGAGCUUCGGUGUUGUGGAUCAAACUGAAGAGAUUGUUUAUGAUGUA